ACGCUAACUGUCUUGGGUCUCUUGCUACUAAAGCUAAAAUUAUUUAAUAGUCGUUUGUAAAUUUUGCAUCUAUAUACUAUAGUAGAGCAAUAUAGCAUAACAACGUAGUAUAGCAAGUAUUUGAUCCCGCUUACGCAGAUAAUUAUAGAGCGUAUUGCUUUUUGGAUCGGAUAUGGCUGAGACUAAGCCCAAGGCCAAUGCGGUCGAGAUGGAUGAGGAAUCACAGCGCAAGUACGAUCUAGUACGGUCGAUAGGCGAAGAGUGUAUCCAGGAGAGUGAGCUCAAGAACCUUAUACUUAAGAAGCCUGGGUUCCGAUUGUACGAUGGUUUUGAGCCAUCGGGCCGCAUGCACAUUGCACAGGGAGUGUUCAAGGCUAUGAACGUCAAUAAAUGCACCGCUGCGGGGGGCACCUUCGUCUUCUGGGUGGCUGACUGGUUUGGUCUGAUGAAUGAUAAGAUGGGUGGUGAUCUGGAUAAGAUCAAGGUGGUAGGCGAGUACUUCAUUGAGGUGUGGACGGGUGCGGGGAUGGAUCUCAGUAACGUGGAGUUCCGCUGGGCUAGCGAUGGCAUUGUGGGCAAUGCGGCAUCGUACUGGCCACAGGUGAUGGAUGUGGCCCGAUGUUUCUCGGUGACUAGAAUCAACAAGUGUUGUCAGAUAAUGGGCCGUAAGGAAGGUACCUUGACGGCUGCACAGAUUCUUUAUCCGCUCAUGCAGUGUUCGGAUAUCUUUCAUCUGAGGGCUGACAUCUGUCAGUUGGGCGUGGAUCAGCGCAAAGUCAACAUGCUCGCCAGGGAGUACUGUGACGCCUCCAAGCGAAAGCUCAAACCGGUGAUACUGUCGCAUCACAUGAUGUAUGGUCUGCUAGAGGGCCAGGAGAAGAUGUCCAAAUCAAACCCCGACAGCGCUAUAUUCGUAGAAGAUCAGAGGGAAGACAUACUGCGCAAGAUCAACCAGGCGUACUGUCCAUUAAAAUCUACCGGAAAGGGCGUCGACACAACUGCCGAGUAUACCAUGCGACUCAAGGAAGACGACCUGCAGAACCCCUGCUUUGACUAUCUAGAAAACAUCGUGUUCAACAAGCCAGACCCAUCCAUCACCAUGGGAGGGCAAACCUACACGACCUUUGAGAGCGCGCGAGAUGCGGUGGUUAAUGCAGACGUCAGUGAAAUAGACUUCAAGGCUGCACUGGGCGAUGCGGUGGACGGAGCUAUCAAACCCAUCAGAGACCACUUCAGAGACAGUGACAAGGCCAGGACUCUUUUAGAGACAAUCCAGGGCUACAAAAACGAAACAGGCGCACCUGCGAAGAAAUCAACGCGCAGACUGGCGCUGUCGACUGGGCAGGACGCAGUGUUUAUGGUGUACGCACCCUUUGCGAGCUAUGAAUACACGAUGGAGGCUUUCCUGCCACUUGCCGAGGCCAUGAGCAGCGCGCCGGUAGACAGCCAGUGCAUUCUGUGGCUGCCAGAUUGGGCGUCGAAGUGUCAGAACAAAAUGGAGGGUGACCUGAAGGUCAUUGCCCAGUGCUACGCCGUUCUGGUUGAGACUCUGCGCGCGUUCUUACCUGCCGCGACCUUCGAGCGGUUUGAAGUUCUGUUCCAAAGCCACGGCAUCUUGCGCGAUGCAAGCAACUACUGGUUGAGUGCUAUCAAUGUGGGCCGAUCACUGACGGUCACCGAUAUCCUCACAGGACAGGGUGACGAUGAGAGUUGUGCCGGUUUAAUCGUCGCGUCGCUGAUGUUUGUUGCUGAUACCAUGGGUGUUGCGGGUGAUUCUUGUACUGUGAGUGUACCGGCAGAGCUCAAGGUUAUGGGUGACAUUGCCCACAAAUACAUCACAGGCCUGGACGAUCCCGCAGUGGUGGCGCCGAGAGUAGCCGUGCGCGAGGGUGCGGAUCUGUAUCUCAGAGAGGAGUUGGAAUCUGGCCUGAAGAACCAGGACGCCAUUCUGUUCCUAAUGGAUACGCAGAUUGAGCUGCCGCGCAAGUUCAAGCGGGCGUUCUGUGAGCCGCAGAAUGUGACGUUCUGUCCGUUGCUGUCGGUUGUGCGUGACAUUGUGUUGCCUCAGUCGGGUGCGCUCGUGAUCAGCCGCUCGGCGGAGAAUGGAGGCGAUAUCGAGUACACGACCUACGACAGUCUUGAGGCGGAUUACGCCUCUGCUAAAUUGCACCCCGGCGAUCUUAAGCCAGCCGUACAGAAGGCGUACCUCGCCAUCGUCGAUCCAUUAUUGAAGUGCUUCAAAGAGAAUCCUAUGGCUAAAAAGGCCGUGGGAGAUGUGAAGAAAUACGCCAAGCAAGCGAAGUCCAAGAAAUGAAGUGCUCAGAUAAACGUACACCAGCGGUAGUGGGCCACGGGUGUGGCUGCGCAUAAUAAACUGUGAGCAUUAGGCA
This is a messenger RNA of Sphaeroforma arctica JP610, 2390 nucleotides long. RefSeq lists its product as hypothetical. The transcript is spliced from 13 exons. The record is from RefSeq and is a predicted model, not a curated record. NCBI's taxonomy places the organism in Eukaryota, Ichthyosporea, Ichthyophonida. Gene Ontology annotation, molecular function: ATP binding; tyrosine-tRNA ligase activity. Bases 173 to 2314 code for a protein of 713 amino acids. Gene Ontology annotation, biological process: tRNA aminoacylation for protein translation.